AUGGUCGUAAAACGUGCUGCGGACAGUGCGGAUUCACCGAUACUAGAGGAAGCCGGUGAGAGCGGUUCGGAGCAGAAGCCAAAACCGCUCGUCAAGUACGGAGAGCUUGUCAUACUCGGAUACAAUGGCUUCCUGCCGGCCGGUGAACGCGGAAGGCGCAGGAGCAAGUUCGUCUUGUACAGACGACCGCAGCCUAACGGCGUGCGCCGGUCUAAGCAUUACGUGGUGAAGACGCCGCACAGCAGCAAAGCGAUACUAGACGCCAGCCAACACUCGAUUUCCUACACUUUGAGUCGUAGCCAUGCGGUCAUCGUGGAAUACACGGAGGAUCCAGACACGGAUAUGUUUCAGAUCGGCCGAUCGUCAGAGUCGCCCAUCGACUUCGUUGUCAUGGACACCGUAGCCGGCGACAAGACAGGCGACACCAAAGUGUUGCAGAGUACGAUAUCGCGUUUCGCGUGCCGCAUCAUAGCGGACCGCAAUGACGUCAACAAUUGUCGCAUUUUCGCCGCGGGCUUCGACUCCUCCAGGAAUAUCUUUCUUGGCGAGAAGGCGACAAAAUGGUCGGAGAACCACGAGAUAGACGGCCUAACGACAAACGGCGUGCUCAUAAUGCACCCCCGGGGCGAUUUCUGUGGAGGCAGCGCCACCUGCGGGCCAUGGCGUGAGACUUCGGUCGGUGGGGCAGUGUUUUCGCUAAGGGAAAGCCGGUCUGCUCAACAGAAGGGCUUACCCUGUCAAGCGGAGACAAACGUACUAAGAGAUGGAACAAUGAUAGACUUGUGUGGCGCAACGCUGCUGUGGAGGAGCGCUGAAGGACUGAAAAACUCACCGACAAAACGUGACUUGGAAGCACUAGUUGAUGAAUUGAACGCCGGCCGACCUCAGUGUCCUGUGGGCCUCAACACACUCGUGAUCCCGAGAAAGCUGUCUUCAGCCCACCAAGAUCUGAAUCAGCCCUACGUCUAUCUCAAUUGUGGUCACGUUCAAGGCGAACACUCCUGGGGUGCGGAAGGAAGUGAAACCGGCGUGCGCCGUUGUCCAAUGUGCCUGACCGCUGGGCCAGUUGUACGUGUCUGUAUGGGAAUCGAACCCGCCUUCUACGUCGACUCUGGGCCGCCGACCUACGCUUUCAAUCCUUGCGGACACAUGGCGUCCGAGAGGACAGUCAAAUAUUGGGCAACAGUAGAUAUCCCGCACGGUACUAACGGCUUCCACGCCAUCUGUCCGACAACCUUGACUGAAUCUCUGUUACUGCUUAGAAUUCCUGUUAUCCGACUAGAGAACUACACAGAUAACAUCAGUUAA
Leptosia nina is the source of this 1308-nucleotide messenger RNA. NCBI's taxonomy places the organism in Eukaryota, Metazoa, Arthropoda, Insecta, Lepidoptera, Pieridae. The record is from the annotation of a GenBank genome assembly.